Pocillopora meandrina is the source of this 624-nucleotide messenger RNA. The record is from the annotation of a GenBank genome assembly. Lineage: Eukaryota; Metazoa; Cnidaria; Anthozoa; Scleractinia; Pocilloporidae.
AUGCAGCGUCAGCGCUCAGGUUCCGAUGAAAGAAUUCACAUAGUUACUCUAGAUGUGCGAAAUUACAGCCCUGACGAGGUCAGUCUACGAGUUGAGGGGGACGUCUUAGUCGUGAAGGCUAAACAUUACUCCGACGGGAACUUUGGUUUUGAGCGCAGUGAGUUCCAGCGAACUUAUCCCGUCCCGCAAGAUGCAGAUCCCGCUAGCAUUACAUCAAAAAUAUCCAAGGAUGGUUAUCUGACUAUUGAAGCCACUAGAAAAAUUGUCAAGACAGAAGACGAUUUUCCGCUCGGAGGGUUUGAAACGCGCGCGGGAGAGGUAGCCCGAAUCGAUGAGAAGAAAUUCAGUGUUUUGUUAGAUGUGACAAACUUCGCGCCCGAGGAGAUCAAAGUGAAAGUUGUUGGCAAUGAAUUGACCGUUAGCGCAUCACACGAAUCCGAAACAGAGGGGCAUUACACUUCCCAGAAGUUUAAUCGUCAAUUCGUUUUGCCCAAAGACGUCGACAUGAAUUCUGUCGUGUCGCGUCUCACUGAUGAAGGAAAACUUCUGGUCGAAGCCGAAAGGCAAGCAUUGCCUCCCCCUAGGGAGAGAUUUAUCAGCAUUGCGAAGGGAAAAAAGGACUGA